UCCUUACUUCCAGAUAUUUAAUUUCAUUAAUUGCAGGUCUGACUUCUCGUGUAUACGCAGCGUCCUCGCGGGUUUUGCUACGCGGGGACACUGAUCGUGGCUUCACACGGACUUUCCGGGACUUGAGCAAGCGGGCGGUGAGGAUUGGGAAGCACAAACUGUUUUCACAUUCUGGCUCGAGCUGUGAUUUUAUUCUUCUGGAUUUACCUGCACGGUUGUUAUCCCAUCCUGGGGGCGAUGUUGGCUCAGAGGGGCCCCCACCCGCCUGCCCCCCUCCAGCUAUUGCCCCUCGCCCAGUGCCCGCUAUUAAUCCGGAGCAGCCCUCCCCGCUGCAGAUCUGCCGGGGCCGAUAAUCCCGUCGCAAGCUGUCCCUUCCACCCCCGGAGGGGCCUGAAUUAGGUCAGCCGGCUUUACAUUCGCGUUUUAUUUACUUAUCUACAUUUUUGUUGCCGGGGGGGCGGCGUGCACAGCCUCCCCGGGCGGAGCCGGGCGGGGGCGGGAGCUCCGCAGCUUCAGCCGAUGGCAGCGGCUGCCCGGCGGCGGGUGCCAGCGGCGGCCGGGCCAUGGCGCGGAGCCGGGCGGCGUACGAGUACACGGAGGCGGAGGACAAGAGCAUGCGGCUGGGCUUCCUGCUCAUCGCCGCCGGGCUGCUCUCCCUGCUGGGCCUGGGCUGCUGCUGGCUGCGCCCGGCGCUGCAGGAGCGGGGCGGCGGCGGCUCCGCCAACUGCACGGUGCUGGCGGUGCGGCAGCUGGGCGAGCGGUUCGCCUGCACCUUCUCCUGCGGGGCCGCCUGCCGCGGCACGGCCCGGUACCCCUGCCUGCAGGUCCUGGUCCGCACCUCCCGCUCCGCCGCGCCCGCGCUGCUGCACGAGGACGAGCGGCAGCUCCGCUCCAACCCCAAGUGUUCGUACAUCCCUCCCUGCGCAAGAGAUGAUCAGGAGAACUCUGAGAACGUCACAUACAAGCAGAAAUACUGGAAAGAGAAAGUGGGUUCACAACCAUUUACAUGCUAUUUUAACCAGCACUUGAGGCCAGAUGAUGUGAUGCUGAAGCGCACCCAUGAUGAGACUGUCCUCUUGCACUGCUUCCUCUGGCCUCUGGUUACGUUCCUGGUUGGAGUCCUCAUCGUGGUCCUGACCAUCUGUGCCAAGAGCUUGGCUGUCAGGGCAGAGGCAAUAAAAAAGAAGAAGCAUUUAUAAAUGGCAAGGCUGCUGGUGGAAAAGGAAAACCUGCAAGAAGGUCUCAAGUGGGGCAACCUGACACACCUGCAGGUCUGUGGGGCACCCAGCUGCACCUCCUUCCAGCGUCUCAUCUGAUGGUGGAGUUGCUCUUGCCUCAGGAUUAUUCUUGGGAGACUGCCCCAUGAAAUGUCAGCUAGUUGCUUCUUCUGCUAUGGCAGUAAAUAAGUAUAUUCUACCAAAAAAAAAAUAAUUCUACACUGCACCAAAUAUGCUGUGUGCUGUUAGUCCUGAACAGCAGCUACCCAGGUCCUAGUGGUAUUGAGAGACAGUUUAUAAAAACCCCUGAUGAUGCUCAUUUCAUCUCCACAAAAUUAUCUUUACUAUUGUUUAAUAUUAAAUAUUUAAAAUAUUUACUUUACGAUAUAUGGUAUUUGCAAAAUAAUAAAGUUUGGUUGCUUGGGGUUUUUUUUAACCUUUUAAUUCUUUUUUUAAAAACAGCUUUAAGACAAAAAUAAUACUGCCGAUUUUGGGUUUUUUCCACUGUGUAGAACUUAAUUUUAAAAUUCAGACUUUAACUUCUGUCUGGGUGAAAUCUUUCCUCACCACCUGUUUAUUGUGAAGGAAUGUAGAAAUCUCUCAGAAAUACUUCUCCAAAAAAUGAAACAGUUAUCGGAAAAGGUGAUUAAAUAUUGGAUCUAAUUUUAUUGCCUGGGUGGUAUUCAGUCUCUACAGUUUUUCUUGUGUCCUUUCCAGUACUCUCUUCAAAAUGCUCUCAGGCUGUAAGGAGCAGGGAUUUGGAGUGCUUUUACAGCAAUAUGUUUUACCAGCAAUUUCCCCAAAUAGUGGUGUGUCUGAGCACUUGCUGAGGGGAGCCUGUGAGCCGUGGUGUGACAUGUCACCAGACUCCGGGGAUGGCUGAAGAAGGACAUCAACUCUGUAGGGCUGUGGGUGUUUGCUGCUGAACUGCUCACCAAAGUCGUGCCAGGUCCAUGCAGGGCUUCAAGGGGAUGCUGCAGAAAAUGCAAGGCAGGCUCGGCGUGGCAUCUUGCUGGAUCGCCUUUCUGUGCUUGUCGCAGUUCCUCGUUGUGUAAGGUGGGAGUACUGGUCGUAGUCCACUUGCUCAGUGCAGAGAUUUCUGUAUUUCUGGCAGUUUCCCCAAGCACAUCCAUUGCAUGCUGUAGCCAGGGGCUGAGACCAGAGCAGCUUCGUGGCACUCAUCCUCACCCCUGCAGAGCUGGGCACCCCUGGGACCCGCUGUGCGGCUUUGCAGGGUUGGCAUACAGCAGAGAAGAAAAGCUGUGUGGCUCAGUCAGGAAAGUGAGUCUCUCAGCAUGUGAUUACUGGCAAAGCAUUUUAAUCUACAUUAACAGUUCUACAGCUCUAACCAUACUGUUCAUUGUACUAAUCUCUGAUACUCUUAGCGUUAUGUUUAAAUACCUUGUAUUUUGUUGUGCUUUUAACACAUAGGAGAUGUAUUUCCUGAGGAUGAGAAAAGUGCUAGAUCUGAAAGCCUGAAAGCUUUGUUGGCACAAGGCACAGUAACAAACCUGCUUGUAUUGCCCAGCGUCUCUCUCAGAUUAAUUGCAUUGUGUGUUUAAGAAUUGAUUUCCAUAAGGCUUCUUACUUUGUAAACUUCUACGCGUCAUUGUGCCCAGUGAUGAGGGCAGCAGGGCAUCAUUCUUCACUCCCCUGCUUACUUGCUAUAUGAAUUUUGGAGAGUCCUCUGGUCCCAAUCCACGCUGGAAUAGCUGUUCCUUUGAAGAAAGUUAAGGAAAUCUGUUUCUGAAGGCAGGAACUUGAUGCUUCUUGGCUAGUUGCUCUGUAUGAAAAAUCUAAUUGGGUGUUGGUUGCAUAUGUUCAAGCACGUCCACUUCUGUGGAUGAAAAAUGCUACUUGUAUGAAAGAUUUCCAGUUCUCUCUGUUAAACAUCAUGCCUUUGGAGGUGCCUGUUGUUAGGCUCGUACAGAUACCUUCUGCUGGCUCAGCCUCUGAAAAGCUACCUGGAUAUACCUGAUGAAGAGAGGUGGUGAGCUCUCAGCCCAUCAUCUGAAAGCCUGCCAACUUGUGGAAGUGCUGUCCUGCAAAGGACACGGGUUUUCAUUUCACUCGUGUCUCACUGCUGUGCUCUUGCUUGCAUCCUCUGCGAUUCUCUUGCCUUGGCAACCCACAGAAACGUUGCACACGUGCACACGUGUAUUUUUUUAUAUGUAUAUAAUACUUCUUUACACUCUGCAAAUCCCAGAAAGCUGCCUUUGUGGGGUGGUUUGGUUAUCUGGGUGAGGUGGUGGCAAAUUCUCCUCCUCCAUUUCCCCUUGGUAACUUCUUACAAGCAAGAGGAAUAACCCCGAUUUUCUACAUAUACACACCCAUUGUUUUCCCAAGGGAGAAGGAUAUACAUGAUGACACAGAUUCAGCAUGGAUUUUUAAGACAGUAGCUUGGGGCUUUCAAAUCCAGAUUAACAAAAUCCCCUCUAGCUUUGCUCCAGAAGCUUUUGUGACUGACUUGUACAGCUGGCUCUCCGAGCAAAAGGCAAGAAGCGUAUUGAAUGGAUGCAGCUCACUUGAUAGGCAAUCACAUCCUUAAAUCUGUUAGAAAUGCCAUUUGCAAAGGCCUCUGGAAAUAAGUAAUGGUUACAAAGAUGAUAUUAAAUAAUUUUGCAGAGAGAUUAACAUCCCAAGUUAAACGCCCAAGUUGGCAUGCAAAGACAGGCAGCAAAUAUCUCCUGGGCAUGGUAGUAUGUGAUGCUAAGGGGGGAAAAAAUAAUCCUAAAAUUCACUCUUCUGUCCCAGCCUGCACCUCGUUGAUUUAGAAAUGUCUUUCUAAUCCUCAUACUUGAUUGUGGAAGAUGGGGAUUUCCUUCCAGCGGAUUAUUCACUGAUUUCCCCCUUGGCUUUGUGGAUUUCCAGUUUUUAAGGCAUAGUCUCUGAAGUGUAUUUGCAGCCAGAGUGGCUGCUUUUUCCAGAGCCAUCUGCAGAGUCGACUUUUGCAUUUUAUUCAAUAUUUAUAUGCUAUUGCUUUGAGGAAUUUUGUUCCAUCAUGCUGUCUGCUGCUUUGCUUCAGCAAGAUCUGCCUUCUCUUUCAUGUAGUGCAAUUAAAUCAUUUUGUUUAUACAGUAUCUUUCUCUGUUAGCUUCUUAGGCUUCUUUUUUGUUGCACUUUUCCUGCUUUGUGUGUUUCUGUGUUGCCAGUAACAGGCAAGAUUUCACGAUGUAUUAGAAAAUUUAGCUACUGAAGAAGAAGCUUAGUUCAAUGCUUGGAGAGGAUGAGGGAUGUCAUGGGGGUAUCCAGGGGCAUUUGUAAAGAUCAUUAUCUGUCAUUUCUGCUAUAAACGUAGUCCUUUGCCAAGGGUCCAGCAGAGUCUGCUGGAUUUGAGGGGCUGUUAUAACCUGGGCUCUUCGGUAGCUGCCGCAGGAUGCAAGCUAGGAAGCACGGUGGAAAGGUAGCACAGAUCUCUGUUUCCAAACUUGCACUUCCAGAUGUGUUUUGAGGGAUUUGUCCUAGAUCACAGCAAAGGUAUCUGUGAGGCACUAGAGUGCAGAGCUCUCCAUGUAUGUGCCGCCUCAGCUCAGCCUGCUGCUGCCUGCCCCAGCCCUGGUGCUGCUGCCCACAGGACUUCCCUGGCUGCUCUUGGCCUCCAGGAACCCUCUGCUCCUGAGCCAGGGCUGCGGUGUCUUCUCCCCAGGAGCAGGGAUGCCUACAGACAGCCGUCAGGCACCUCAGCUCAUUUCACGCACUAUAUAAAAGGAUCUGUUGAGCGUGUGUUGUCCCGUCAGAGUCCAGCUGGGAAAUGUGAAAACGGAAACAUUGGUUAAUGUUUAAAUCAUAGACACAUUGCAGGGAUUAAGUAACCUUGAGGAAGUGGCUAAUGCAGUUUGCUAUGUAUUCAGGCCUUACUUGACAAAUUAAAACUGUUUUAAAUUGGGCAGUCAACACCUGUGUGGGUCUGGUACAGCGGCGGGACAGUGUGGAUUGCCUGUUAACAGAAGAAACAUGCAAUGUAAGCAUGUUUGCUCAGCAUUGCAAAUACGGGAGCUUCCUGCUGAAUCUGUGCUUCUGCAAACUUUAGCCUAUGUGACCAAAAAUAUCUUAAAGCCAAGAAUAAACACGCAGAAAAGGAGACACCUAGAACAGCAUUUAAUAAGAAAAGAAAAAAAACUGAGGCCAUGGCUUAUAUUUAGACAAACAGAUGAAAGGAAGCACAGCAGAAUUCUUAAUUAUGAAGCAUGUUGUAUUAUGCAAAUAUUUUCUUGCAAUCCCUGACAGAAAUCCUACAGCUGAAGUUACCAAAAAAUCCACUUAUUUCUGUGUGUGACCUCUUCAAGAAUCUAAAGCUGCUUUUUUUUUUUUUC
Messenger RNA from Falco peregrinus (peregrine falcon), 5530 nucleotides. RefSeq names its product potassium calcium-activated channel subfamily M regulatory beta subunit 4 (gene KCNMB4). The transcript is spliced from 3 exons. Lineage: Eukaryota; Metazoa; Chordata; Aves; Falconiformes; Falconidae. Gene Ontology annotation, biological process: potassium ion transport; detection of calcium ion. Gene Ontology annotation, cellular component: voltage-gated potassium channel complex; membrane. Bases 564 to 1199 code for a protein of 211 amino acids. The record is from RefSeq and is a predicted model, not a curated record. Gene Ontology annotation, molecular function: calcium-activated potassium channel activity; potassium channel regulator activity.